AUGGUGGCACAAUUAAGGCUAUUGCAAUCAAAGGCAUGUCAAGCUUCCGCAUUUCUGUGCAAGAAGGGAACUGCUUCCUGCAAGCAAGGAAGUGCUUACUUCAAGCAAAUGAUGGAACAGAACAAACAUUUUGUUCAGGAGCCAGCUACUGUCGAGAAAUGCAAUGAGUUGUCCAAACAGUUGUUCUACACUCGUCUUGCAAGUAUCCCUAAACGUAAGGAGGCAUUCUGGAAAGAACUGAAUUACUAUGCAAAGGGUGUAUGUAAGCCCAAGGAAGAAAACCACAUUGAGAAAGUUGGGAUUGCUACUUUGCUUGGGCUUGAAUGCUUUGCUUGGUUUUAUGCUGGUAAGGUCAUUGGUAGGGGUUUCACGCUCACUGGUUACGAUGUCUGAGUUUGCAAGCAAUUCGGUGAAACGAAGAUAUUGGAAAACACAAAGUAUAGGUGUGAUUUUGCUCGCCAAACUUAUAUCGGUGCUAUAUUUUCUCUUUAAGAGUUUUUAA
Messenger RNA from Erigeron canadensis, 502 nucleotides. RefSeq lists its product as uncharacterized. Gene Ontology annotation, biological process: proton motive force-driven ATP synthesis. Lineage: Eukaryota; Viridiplantae; Streptophyta; Magnoliopsida; Asterales; Asteraceae. Gene Ontology annotation, molecular function: proton transmembrane transporter activity. The coding region runs from base 1 to 393 and encodes 130 amino acids. The record is from RefSeq and is a predicted model, not a curated record. The transcript is spliced from 2 exons.